CUGGCCAAAAGAAAAAAAUACAAAGGAUAAAAACAAUUAAUGAACAUGAAGAGAAUAAGAAAUUAGCUGAACUCUUGUCAUAAGCGGACCUUUGCGGCUUGUUCUUGUACUGUUCUUCAAACGAGGGGCUUCGUCACACUAGAAAGGUAAAAACGCAUUUCCAAAUUUUACAGAAAACUGAAAACUCAAUUGGCCAUAUAAAAUUUUUCAGAUUUCACAGAAAACUUCAACUCUUCAAGGCAUGCCGUUCCGUCGGUCGAACCACAGUUCAGGACCUGAAAUAACCACCAAACUUGCAAGCUCGAGCUCAUUUCCUGUUUACUCAUGAAACGGAUUCACCAUAUCCCCUAUCAUCGACAUCGGAAAUGGCUCCUGCCCACCAUUACGAUCUCCACUCUCUUCAUCCUCUUCCUCCUCAUCCUUCGAAUCAAAUCUUCAAGACCAGCUUCUUCUUACAGUCAACCCAGUUUCACCCAUUUUGACCCAGAUUCGGAUUCAGGACUUCCCCGAUUGCCCCGAUUUGCGUAUUUGAUUGCAGGCACGAAAGGAGAUGCUUCGCGUCUCAAGAGGGUUCUUCAAGCGUCGUAUCACCCCAGGAACUAUUACUUGCUGCAUCUUGAUCUAGAAGCUGCGGAUUCUGAGAGGUUUGAGCUUGCCAAGUUUGUGAAAUCGGACUCUGUAUUGAGGGCUUUUGGGAAUGUGAUGGUGGUUGGUAAGGCUGACUUGGUAACUUACAAGGGUCCAACAAUGAUUGCCUGUACGCUUCACGGGAUCGCCCUGUUGCUGAAGUGGACAAAUAAUUGGGAUUGGUUUAUUAAUCUAAGCGCGUCUGAUUAUCCUCUCAUGUCACAAGAUGACUGGAUCUUGAGUUUAGCCAAACUACACAAUCUCUUGCAUAUCUUUUCAUUCAUUCCGAGGGAUCUUAACUUCAUAGAGCACACGAGUAAUAUGGGUUGGAAAGAAUAUCAAAGAGCUAGGCCUAUCAUUGUAGAUCCAGGCUUGUAUCAUUCGAAGAAGUCUGGUGUUUAUUGGGCCAAAGAAAAAAGAUCUGUCCCAGCUUCUUUCAAGUUAUUCACAGGUUCUGCAUGGGUAGCCCUAACAAAACAGUUUCUGGAGUUUUGUGUUUGGGGUUGGGAUAAUCUUCCUCGGACUCUGCUGAUGUACUACACAAAUUUUCUUUCAUCCCCAGAGGGCUACUUCCACACUGUCAUCUGCAACCACAAGGACUACCAGAACACAACAGUGAACCAUGAUUUGCAUUAUAUACGGUGGGACAAUCCUCCCAAGCAGCAUCCUCUGUUGUUGAAGUUGGAGCAUUUUGGUGAUAUGGUGGAAAGUGGUGCUCCGUUUGCUCGAAAGUUUAAGAAAGAUGACCCAGUUCUUGAUAAGAUUGACAAGGAGCUACUGAGAAGAUCAGGUGGCCGCUUCACUCCAGGAGGCUGGUGCAUGGGAAAUCAUUUUUUGAUCAGAGAUCCUUGUGCGGUUUAUGGAAAUCCAAAUUUAGUUAAACCAACUUCCAGUUCUAAAAGGCUGGAAAAAUUGAUGAUGAAACUGCUAGAUUCUGAAAAUUUUAGGUCGAGACAGUGUAAAUAGUUUGGUAGGUUAGUUCAUUUUUCUGCCCACGAUAUUGCUUUUUCUUGCAUUGCAGAUUAUCACAGGUGGUCUUUUAGCGUGUUUUUUGAAUCUGUUCAAAUUUAACAAGAUGAACAGCUGUUAUAAAAA
Molecule: messenger RNA, 1722 nt
Organism: Neltuma alba
Lineage: Eukaryota; Viridiplantae; Streptophyta; Magnoliopsida; Fabales; Fabaceae
Product: beta-glucuronosyltransferase GlcAT14C-like
Exons: 5
Coding region: 325-1593 (422 amino acids)
Cellular component (GO): membrane
Molecular function (GO): glucuronosyltransferase activity
Source: RefSeq, a predicted model, not a curated record